UGCUGCCGGCCUUGUUUACUCGAUGAAAAUCGCAAAUUUGUUUAGAAGAAAACAAUCCUGUAUAAUUUAUUUUAUCGAACAGAAUUAGUGUUACUUGAUCUUGAUAGUAUACUUAUAGCUGGCCAAUUAAAUUUAUCAGAUACAUAAAUUUUAAUAUCGAUUUGGUAAAUUUUGCCAGAUUGGUGCAAAAGGUCAAACCUACUAAACCAUGCGUCUCUACUGGCACCGCUUGCUUCGGUUAAGGAACCUCAUAUUCCUCGUCUUAAUCUUGAUAGUGCUAUACACAUUGAGGUCAAUGACAGACAGCGAGCCGCCGGUGGUGGUGCCCCAUCUCAGUGCAUUAAGCGGCACCAAAAUUCCUAUAUUUGUUCCUAAGAGCACAAAGAAAGUAGAUUGGCACAACUACAUUCAAAUAGAACAGGAUGAAAAACGCACGGGUAUCGGAGAGCAAGGCAAGCCAGCAUCUUUGCCGUCAUCAGACGCGUCUCUAGAAGAGAGUCUCUACGCUGUCAAUGGCUUUAACGGGGCUCUUAGUGACAAGAUUCCCCUUAACCGGUCACUGAGGGACAUCAGGCAUAAGCUGUGCAAGACCCGCUUGUAUAUAGAAUCACUGCCUACAGUGAGCGUGGUGGUGCCCUUUCAUAACGAGCACUGGAGCACCCUACUUCGGACGGCGCAGAGCGUCGUGAACCGCUCGCCGCCGCAUUUACUAAGAGAAGUGUUGUUGGUGGACGACGCUAGUACCAAAGAUUUCCUAAAAGGCAAGCUAGACGCGUACCUAGCCGCGAACAUCCCUAAAGCCCGGGUCAUACGGCUGGAGAAGCGCAGCGGGCUGAUCACGGCGCGGCUGGCGGGCGCGCGGCAGGCCACGGCGGACGUGCUGGUGUUCCUGGACUCGCACACGGAGGCUACUGUCAACUGGCUGCCACCGUUGCUAGAGCCGAUAGCUCUAGACUACCGCACGGCGGUCUGCCCGUACAUCGACGUGAUAGACUACGCCACGUUCGAGUACCGGCCCCAGGACGAAGGCGCGCGCGGCGCCUUCGACUGGGAGCUGUUCUACAAGCGCCUGCCGCCGCUGCCCCGCGACCAGGCCCGCAUGCCGGAGCCCUUCCCGUCGCCGGUGAUGGCGGGCGGGCUGUUCGCGAUCUCGCGCGCGUGGUUCUGGCAGCUCGGCGGCUACGACCCCGGCCUCGACAUCUGGGGCGGCGAGCAGUACGAGCUCAGCUUCAAGAUAUGGCAGUGCGGCGGGCGCAUGCUGGACGCGCCGUGCUCGCGCGUGGGCCACAUCUACCGCAAGUUCGCGCCCUUCCCCAACCCCAACCACGGCGACUUCGUCGGCAAGAAUUACCGGCGCGUAGCGGAAGUGUGGAUGGACGAAUACGCGGAGUAUCUGUACCAACGGCGGCCGCACUACCGCCUCAUCGACACCGGGAACAUCUCCGAACAGAAGGCGAUCCGCCAGCAGCUCAAGUGCAAGUCGUUCCGAUGGUUCAUGACGCAGGUGGCGUUUGAUCUCAUUGCCAAGUACCCGCCUGUAGAACCAAAAGCAUUCGCGGAAGGAAGGAUCCGUCCAAUGGCCGCGCCAGACUUGUGCGCGGACGCCUACCACGGAAAAAACAAGGAGACUGUUCUACUGAAGCCGUGCCAGAGCGGGCUCAGCGAACAAGUAUGGGAGUUCAGCUGGCACAAGGACAUCAAAGUGAAAACUAGAAGGAUAUGCUGGGACCUGCCGGAGUCUUUGCCCAACAGCCCGGUGCGGCUCUACGACUGCCACCUCGGCGGCGGCAACCAGGAGUGGCGCUACGACCCGAAAACGCACCAAAUCCAGAAGUCGGCCUCAAUAUGCGUAGACAGCUCGGCGACUAACCAGCAGUUGUUCGUGUCUCCGUGCGACGCCAGCUCGGAGUCGCAGCGCUUCCUGCUGGAGCACGUCGACCACGACGCGCUGGCGCACUGGGACUCGCUGCACCUCGCCGUCACCGGGCCCGAGGUGCCCGACUGGUACGUGGACAACUAGCAGGUACGAGGGAAACUGAAGGCCUACGAAACAAUCUGACCGUUACCCCGAGGGUCCCACGGAACGCACGCUCCGAGCUCGUUAGCUCUUUUGCCUCGCGACACGCAGAUCAUGUUGUCGCUCGACUGAUCUCGCUGGAGUGCAAACUCAGUAGGGAAGUAAGGAAAGGUCCUGGAUAUCUCCAGGCUACCAUCCCCCCACACGGCCGUCUAAAUAAUCGUCUAUGGAACUUGGUACCCGGUUUACUAAUGUUGAGACAAAUCUCAAAGCAAAGAGCCUAGUUAUUGACAGAAAAAUACUCCGCUGACCACCUACUGACCUAAAACUAGUCAAGAACGCGCCCUGAGUAAACGUCGCAUUGCAUUUAAAUAACGGUAAAUUGACAUAAGGUAGGUACCGAUAUAUUUUUAUAGCAUAAUAUUUUUUUGCAACAACACAAAACAACUUGCGAAGGUUGUUUUGGUGUGCACUGACCCCAGAAAUAAAUAUACCAUAUAUAUUAAAUCUGUGGCACUGAGCGACAUGAAAUUAUAUACCCUGAGUCCUCUGUUCGUGUCGUACAUUAUGAGGUUUCUGUGGUCUAAUUUGGCUUUCCUGAGGCUCAGCCGCGAAAAAUUAAAUUUGAAAUUUAUUUGUCUUCUUCUCUAUCGCUCGAAUAUACAAGAGCGGUAGAGAGGCAGAUAACGUUUUUCAAUUUUUCGAUGUUGGCGGGUGGCCCUCAGUUGCCAUAAAACGUAUAACGCCGUACAGACUUAUCGUUUUCGUUAAACUUUCUUCAUAUGGUAAUAUGAAACAAUAUGUUAAUUUAACAUAGGCUCCUUUUAACGCAUUGCCAAUAAAUCCCGUAGAUUUAUUUUUUCAGUACAUAAAAUUAGUACUUAAAUUAAGACAUUAUUUUUAUAUAUGUGUUUAUAAAAGAGAUAAUAAAACCUUUCAAAUGCCUUAUUUAUUCAACUAGAAUUAUAUCUAACGGAAUGUACGAUGUAUAAUCCCUGGUAAAGUUUUAUUGACAUUAUUUUGAGUAUAUUGAAUCGCGUUAGACCCGUUAAUGACAUUAAUUAUGUGUAUAAAACGCGAGUAGUGUUUUUACAAUAUUCUUUUAAAACUGAUACAAAAAUAUGAUUAAAACAUUUAAAAAACAAUGAAGAAGGGUAACCUAGUGUGCUGCCAGCUGCAAUGAAUAACAUUCAUAUUAUAAUGAUUCAAAUAUUGAAAUGUCUUUUUAUUUUUUGCAAUAGGUACUUAAUAUUAAUGUUGUAUGUUUAUUAAUUAUUAUAUUUUGAUGUUAAUUACAGUUUAUGCAAUUUUAAUGUUUUAAAGUAAUGUGUUGAUAGUGUAAAGUGGGUGUUGGUAGUAAUUUUUGUAGCCGAUUGUAUCCUUACAUAUUUGAUUUGUUGUGUUAGUCUAAAUUUGGAUUUUGUUUUGGUAAUAUUAUAGUCAUAUUCAAAGUUACUUAAGGGCCUGCUAUUUAGAUAUUGUUUACAUACAGUCAAGCAUAAAAGGAGAUCAAAAGGAGUCGAGGUCCUCCCCUUUCAACUGCCCUAUCCACUUUUCCUUUAUGCACUCUGUAAAUCUGUCAACCGUCCACUUUACAUGUCCAUCAAACUGAUCAAACCAUCUCAACCAGAGUUAUUGUUAGACGAGUUAGGUCUUAAUGCUAUCUCUCACUCUUGGUUGGUAUAUAUGCUAUCUCUAACAAGGGUAAAGGAGAUAGCAUUAUGAUCUCAGACGCCAGUUGGUAUUGCGGCAAGUAUAACUGACGUGGACGCGUGCGACGGAUUUUACAUACAAUGCCACCAGCUAGCGGACGCCCUUCAACAGCCGAAGUAGAUACCUACGGGGUCGUCUCUCUUGUGCCGUACUUAACUUUCACUACCAAAGCACAGUAUAUGCAUAUCGCAUAUGCAUAGUUUAUAGGCACUAACGCCAUAUGUGAUAGAUAGUCAAUAGAAACCACGUUCCGUCCUCAAUUGAAAUGAACACUGGAUACACCAUAUUUUGCAUUCAGCAGUGAGUGUCAAACUAAUUUUUAUCAAGCAGAUACGUCUGCGAGCAAUUUUUUAAAUUAAUAGACAUCAAUAUUAGAAUAUAUCAUUUAUAGGCGUGUGAAUAAUAAGGAAGGAAUGGAAAGAUUCGCACGCUUCUGGUAAGCUUUUGGUAGCUCAGCUGGUUAGGAGCGAUCGGACCGGUAUUCCGAAUUCCGAAAGGUCGCAAGUUCAAGUCUUGCCCGAAGCGGUGUUUUUCCGAUUUUUCCUUUAAUAAAAAAAUGUGUGUCCAUUGUUAAACCCCUCAUAUUCAUAAAUAAACCUCAAUUACUGAAUUUAUGUUUUAUCCCUUUCUUACAAAUGUAUAAGUCAAAUAACAGAUUAAGACAAACAAUUAAAGCUAAUUGAGGCUUGCAGCGCAUUUAUGAAUAACGCCAUAAGAGUUUACGGAUAUAAUUUAACAGUAUUUGUUUAGUAUACCUACAUAUAUUUAAUUCUACAGCUAUAGUAAGUUUUUUAGCAUAGAAGGUAAGCGAUCUUGACGUGUCUUUUUAUUAAAAAUCACUUGAAAAAUAAGUCACAGCAAAUGUGUUACAAUUAUAAAUCAUAUACGAUCUUCUACGAUUCUUUUGCUUUCAUAAGUAAUAUAAACUAAAUUUUUAAUAGUUAUUUACGAUACAAGUGCGGAAAAGAGGAAAUUCGAAACGAGUGGCGAUAAAUUAAAACACGACCGCAGGGAGUGUUUUAAAUCGACACGAGUUGCGAAUUACCUAUUCGCACGUGUAUCGUACAACGUUUUACAGUACAUAUGGUCCUUUAAACUUUCGACAUAUGCACGAAAAGUGCUAUUUGACGCACUAGUGCAAGAAAGUAGCACCAUAUGUACUGUAAAAGCGUUUUUCAAUAAAGACACGUCAAGAUUGUUUACCUUUUUUCUAAUGCUAAAAAAAACAACUAUAACUGGGGUUAAGUAACAACUAGAAUAAAGUAACACAGUCCAGCUCUCAAAAAUAAAAAUACUUUUUUAGUGGUUUAACAGUAGCUGUGCGGUAUACUUUUAUGAGGCUACGGAUUUAGUGCAAUAAUGUUUGUAAAGUAUUUUUAUACGUAUAUUUGUUUUAUGAAACGCUAUUGUGUUUAUAUUUUGUUUAAAUGUUGAACUGAGUAAGACUUCUAUCGUGUUACAUUCCUAAAAUUGAACGUGUUUGGAAUUACACAGAGCUAGAGUAGUUAGUAUUAGUUAUUAUAGAGUUAUUAUGUCAAAAUAUCUCAGUGUGCUUUAGUGAACGAAACUAAACUAUUCUUUUAGCGGCGUUAUAGAAUAACUAUUUUAAAGUCAACGAUUAUUAUUAGAACUGCUAUUUUGAGGAUGAGAUCUAGAAAUGAAUUGAACUAAUCAUACAACUUGUUAUGUCAAUUUUAAAAGGUUCGGACCUACCCGAAUAUAAGUAGUGUAGUGUCAUAAUAAUAAAAUAUCUGGGACGGUCUCCCAGCUUUGCUCGGAAAACAUAUAAAAACUCAAAAAUGCGCGUUUUCCCAGAGAAGACCUAGCUAGAUCAAUUUUUCGCCCCCGAAAACCCCCAUAUAGCAAAUUUCAUCGAAAUCGUUAGAGCCAUUUCUGUGAUCCCAGAAAUAUAUGUAUAUAUAUUUCGGGGAUCUCAGAAUAUACAUACAUAUAUAUGUACAAGAAUUGCUCGUUUAAAGGUAUAUGAUAAGUGAAAGAAUAUUUACUAAACUUACUAGUUGUUUUGGAAAAAAAUCGUUAAAUCUAGGUGUCGUUUUUAUGUUUCUAUUUUAUUAUUAUUGGUAAAACGACAUCACUUGUUAGAGUUGUUAGAUAUCAUGUAAAAAAGUGUAUCUUAGUACUAUUACUUUGCCAUUUUUACCAAAUAUGUUUUACCUGUUUUCUUAGAGAAGUUAUUUGAUAAUAAAUUAGCUAAGUACAAUGUUAAUAAAAAAAACUUACGUAUUAUUUUUGUGUAAGAAUUUGUAUUUAAACUAGAUUUUUUAUAGAAGCUUUAAGCGAGGUUUAGACUAGCAAGAACUUGCAUGCAAUUUUCAUUACAUUGCGGUAUCUGAUAAACAUUUUGAAUGCAGUUUAAGCUUAAGAGGCCGUAGUCGAUUUUAGAGCAAAAGUGUAAAAUUGAUAGAUUUAGUCGUUGAAAUUAUACACGUUUUGUUACGUAAUAUCUAAAUAACAAGUAUUGAUUUCUAUUAGCACGUCUUCUCAUUUUGCCUUUUAAUAAUGAGGUUGCGAGCGUGCGUCACCGGUAAUGCAUGAAGAGAAGGGGGCAAAUUUCAAAAAUUCAUCAAAAAAUCAUGGUGGUAAAUUAUACAAAUUGAUGUAUAAGAAUAGUUUCAGCAAGUGUUGUAGAUUGUUUAAGUAUCAAAAUUACGUUGAAAUGAAGUCGAUUUUCAGAGAAAUUGUCACUUGUUUUGAAGUAAUUUCUGGAGAAAAUUGAUUUCGUCUUACUUUUAUUUACACUACUUCAAAGUCAUAAUAAUAAAAUUGUAGUCUAAUAAACGUCAAGUACAGGAUAUGUGUAAUACAAAAUUACCAUGUUUAGCAGUCCAAACAUUACGAAAUUUACAAAUAAGAGCGACAAAAUCAGUGCUUUACGCGCGUUUACCUAAACGUCCAUCAGAAAAGCAAACAUUACUAAUUUAGUGAUUCUGUUUUCAAAAAAAUUAUCUGAUAAAAGGUAAGAUAAGAAGACGUGCUAAUAGAAACCAGUACUUGUUAUUUCAAUUAGGUAACAAAAGGUGUAAAAUUUCACGGACUAAAUCUAUCAAUUUUACAUUUUUGCGACUAAAAUCGACACCGGCCUCUUAAGUAGUCAGCAAUGUAACGUAAAUUGCAUGCAAGUUCUUGCUAGUCUAAACCUCGCUUUAGAUAUGGAGUAAUUAUUAUUAUUAUUAAUUCUUUAAUUCAGAUAAAUUUUAUCCAUAGAAUUGUUAGUUUGGCUUAUGACUACGAGCGAGCUUCUUGUCAUACAGAAAAAAAUGUCUAUACCUACUAUAGAAGUAUAGAUUAUUACUAACCAAUAACUAACCAUAAGAUACCAGUCAUAAAAAAAACUCCCGAAAAUAUAUGUAGAUCUCCCAUAUAGGAUAUAGGGAAGAUAUGAUGUAGGUAUGGCAAUAAGGUUCAUAUUCGUAUGUGAUUCUGGCACGCAUAUCUGUUACAUAUCACUAGUUAUAUACGCAAUCACUUGGAAAUUGUAAUAAAAUAUUUUUAUUACUUGGA
Molecule: messenger RNA, 7252 nt
Organism: Cydia strobilella
Lineage: Eukaryota; Metazoa; Arthropoda; Insecta; Lepidoptera; Tortricidae
Product: N-acetylgalactosaminyltransferase 6-like
Exons: 14
Coding region: 209-2020 (603 amino acids)
Biological process (GO): protein O-linked glycosylation
Cellular component (GO): Golgi apparatus
Molecular function (GO): polypeptide N-acetylgalactosaminyltransferase activity
Source: RefSeq, a predicted model, not a curated record